Molecule: messenger RNA, 2429 nt
Organism: Myxocyprinus asiaticus (Chinese sucker)
Lineage: Eukaryota; Metazoa; Chordata; Actinopteri; Cypriniformes; Catostomidae
Gene: fam47e
Exons: 8
Coding region: 308-1288 (326 amino acids)
Source: RefSeq, a predicted model, not a curated record
ACAGAGCAAAUACAGCCCAUUUCAAUUCACUUAACUUCUGUUUACUUAUUUCAAAUGUUAAAAGGAGCAGCCAUUGCAGUUAUCACCCACAAGUGUCACAUUAUUGAAGAAUGCAAGGUAUAAGGAAAGGCUACAGACCAAAUAUCUAAGGGAUUUAAGCAAAAAACAACAGUUAUCUGGGGCAUUAGAUGGUCGUAGAUGGCGUUUUCUGUCUCCUGGACUGGAUGAUUUUAGAGAUGGUUAUCCGACUGUCCAUAAAGCACUCUUCACCCAGUGUAAGUGUGGAACCUCCCCUGCAGUCUUUGGGAUGCCAAAGCACGCUUGUUCAGUGAAGAUACCGCUGAAGAAAUUGAGUAAAGAUCAAGCAUGUUACUCGAAGCAGAAUCCACAAUGUCAAGCCCAGCGUGAGUUCAUUGAUGCUGUGGAGUACAAACUGAAACAACACCCUCUGGCAAUCUACCCACAUCUGGAGAGUGGAAUGACACCAGAGUUAUUUGAGCAGGUGUUGUCAGUUCUGGACCCUGAUAUGUGUGUGAAUGGAGAAUUGGCCACAACAUUUCCAACAAAGGAAAUAGAGCACCUGGAGGAGCGCAGACCCCAAUGUGAAAUGUCAGCUCCAGACUUCCUCAGAGAGACUGCAAAACCAUCCAUCACCAUCAAGUCUCAAAAGGGGACAUUUAAAGAGACCAGGCCAACAAAUCCCUAUAAAUGGAAGGAACCUAGAGAUCAGAUGGCCAAUGUUAAACACCUGCACUCUCUAUCUCAAGAAGAUGACAAGCUGAUGAUUACCAGGCCCUUCUGCAAAUGGAUGACUUCACUGGGUGGAGAGACCAAUGAUCUGACAGAGUCAACCAUCUUGGACUUGUUUAAGAGUGACUAUGAGAAGAAAACCUUCUUGGCCUUCCCUAUUAACAAUACGGAUCCUUAUAAAACUCCAGCAAAACUCUACAGCUCUGUAGAGGAGCAUCAUAAAGACCAGUCUCUUGAAACAUGCUUCAAAGAGUUGAACAAGGCCGAUAGACCAAACAGACCCCAGACUUCCAAAACAUGGAAGAAGAGGGUUACAAAUGUUCCUCUGAGAACCCCAUCUGAUAUCUCAGAAAGUGUGGACAUUGAAGAACAACUGAGUGAGCAGGAUAAGGAGCUGAAGCAAAUUCACAUCAUGCAGGCAUUCAGGGAGUUCAUUAUCAGCAAGGGACGGAGAAUGCCAAGGUUUCUCAGUGCUGUCUUCUCUGACGAGGAACAGGAUCAGAGGUUUAGACACUACAAGCACUAUAUCAACACCUAAAAGGAGAGCCUUCCAUUAAACUGAGUAAUAUUCUCUUAUGGUGUUGUUACAUUGUACUUCAACAUUAAUGCAUCAUCUACAGGGUGAAAAUCUCAUGACUGCAAAUUUUCAAGCUUUAAGGAAUGUUUUACCAUCAAACCAAAUUUUUAUUUUCUUUAUUGAUCCCGUCACACUAAAUAUGUGUGUAGAGUUUCCACUAGAGCAUAUUUGGGAUGUUACAUAGUUUUCUUCAAUCAUUCAUAACAUUUUCUAUGAAAACACACAUUUUGUUCUCAGCAUCUUUGUAGGAAUUGCAAGGGCUUUCUAAGAUUUUUAUUGGUAAGUAGCCUAAAGUAGAUUCUCAGCCUCAGAUGGCACAUCCACGGAGCGCCCACAGUUAACCAUUCGAUAUAGUCUGAUUGGCAAGUUUGAUGGAAAUUUUGCUUUUUGAAACUAUCUGAUAUCGGUAAAAAAAGAUGCUGAUAGCUGUCAAUAGUUUUAUUGAUUUAUUAUUCCUUUGUGUUCCCCUGUGGAAUGGCUUGAUUCUACAGUAUAACAUCGGCCUCUAGAGGUGAAAUAAAAACAAUCACUGAUACUGUACCUCGUGGGGAUUUGCUGUUUCUGAAUCUUUCAUCAUUGACAAUAUUCGUCCAUAUUUUAUUCUCACUAUCCUCAGAUAAUCAAGUGUUCUAUAUUCAAGCGAGGGCAUGCAAAAAAAAAAAAAGUGAUUUUGUAUAUGGAAAUGUACUCUGUCAGCACAUACAUCUUGUCUCCAACUUCAUCUCUUGUGAAUUAUAAUUAACCUUAUUCCUCAUUAAACCUCAUCAUAUAGGCUAUAAAAAGCUUCAUUUGGUAAAAACUUAAAUAUAGUGUCUAAACAGAGCUAAGUCUCUGUCAUUUCAAAAUAAGAGUCCUCGUUGUACUUCGAUUUUGUUUAUAGUUAAAAGUCCCACGUUACACACCAAAUCUUCAUUUUUUGAAGUUAUUAUUGGGAUUUUGGUUGAUCAAUAAACUACAUCUGGGAUUUCAUUCAUUUUGGACUCCAUGUCUGUGCCUGUCAUAGUAAGGAAAGACAAAUAAUUUUUUUAAAGUCCCUUAAGUGGCUUGACAGACGCAUUUCUCAGUGUUAGCGGUUGAGUUAUUAUAAAAUAAUUAUAACAUA